CAGGGCACCUCUGACCUCAGGGUUACUGCUAGCAUGAAGCGGUUCAAGUAGACCCCAGCUUCUGAGAAAGGGGAGGUGGGAACAGUCUUGAUCAGACCCAAGAUAAGACCCUCUGCAAUCCCCUUGUUCCUGAGGCUGAGGGAAUGCGCCCAAAAUUUGUUCCCUGGGACUUCUCUUUUUGGAGAGGAAAAAGUGCCACCAUAGAGUUGCUGGAUGGCUCUCAGUCCCCCCACCAGCAUGGCCUGGAUCUGUGGCCUGCAUGCUCCUUAUAUAGCUGGAGAGGCAGGUGAUUACUAGGAGCUCCUUCUCAGCAGUUGUUAGAAGCUCUCUAUGGUUUUUGGUUGUUGUUUGCUUUGUUUUUUACCCAAAUGAUUUCUGUUUUUACAGGGCCACAGAGAUUGCCAUGUUGCUUUUGUUAGGCAUUGUCAUAGUGUCACCGAUUAGAAAGUUCUUUGCUCUCCUGCUGCUAAGUGUUUUGGUUUUUCUUCAGCCACUCGGAGACCAUGUUACAGUUUGUGUGCACAUUCACAACAAUUUGGUCUGAUCAAGCUUUGUCUUAGGAAACUGGGAUGUGCAUCUUAUGGUCUUUGAUGGAAAGGGGGUGGAUCUUCGUGCUUGGAGAGACUGGAGAGGUUGCCUUGGUUCCCUUUUCAACUCCUCUGGUGGGUUGGGAAUAAACUUUACUGAUUCAGUGGUAGCAGUAGCAUGACUGUCAAUAUAGUGUCAGUAUAGCACUUUUUGGUUUCCAGAGCCCAUUUUCUAUACUUUUGUCAUCCUCAUAAUCAUCGUGGGGUCAGGGGGUGGGGAGCACCCCAACAUGUAGCAUAUGGACGUAUUUGCAUUUGCAAUCUCCUGGAAAGAGGAUGGAAUCUAGAGUUUGAUGAAGUAGCACUGAGACUGGUGGGACUGGCAAGACUCAGGCUUCAUGUGUGUCCUGAUGGCAGCAUUCCAGGCUGUACUGCCUCUGAUUCCUUCUAUUCUCCAUGGAGGCUGAUGAUUGGGGAGUUGUGUACCCAGCCCACUAGCAUUUAAGGAAAGCCGGCAGAGCUGGGAGCCACCAUGCCCACUGAAUAAGUCCCUCUUCACUGUCCUGUGGAGGGACUUCUGAGUUGUCCUCAGCAGGUUAUGCCUCAUUGAUACUUGGCACAGCCCAGAGGGAUGGUGAUUUCUCUCUUGGGCAUUGGGCUUGGGAGACGGAUGGGCAUUGUAAAGGAAUGAAAGCCUCUCUGGGUCAGUCUUUGAAGAGGAUGGUAAUGAGUCCAAAGGGCCCCCUCAGGUGCCAUGCUGUUACAGUGCUCCUGCCAAUGCAUAUUUCUGCCAUUAGGCCCGAUGUGGGUACGGUUCAACCCUGCAAUGGAUAAGAAGGGCUCUUUGCACAAGUAGGACAUGUGAGAAAAACAUUAAUUGAGCACUGAUUGUGUGCCAGGCAAUGUGUUGACCACUUUGGUCUCCUCCUGCUUAGAGGAACAGGAUCUAUUUUCCUAUUUUAGGGUGAUGCAACGGAGUCUGGAGAGUCCAGUGUUUUCUCAGUGUCAAUUAAGCUAGUUUGCUGCAAAAGAUUAGAUAAUAGGGGUUGGUCUCCUCCCCUCUCUCCCAAAGAGGGUGUAAAGUAAGGGUAUGAAAAGGUACCAUUCUAAAGAGGUGGUCAGGAAAGUCAGGGCUGACAGACAGGAUUGUGAGGAGUUCAGGCGGGGGCAGUGUUUUUGACCAGAAGAGGUGUAUGAUUGGAACUAGUUUUAAGCGAAUCACAGUUGAGCACAAAGGCAGAGACCAGUGAGGGGCUGGCACAGAGGUCCACAGACGACAUGAUAGUGGCAUAGAACAAUAGGGUAGGCAUGGUAAUAAUGAGUGGCCAAGUUCUGCAUCUUAUUUGAAACUAGAGGUCACAGGAAUCCAGACAGAUUGGAUGAGGGAGGCAAUGUGUGACCCCAGACUGGGGGCAAGAGUAAGGUAGGAAAACAGCUUCAUCACUGCAUCUUCCUCACAACUGUAGGUAAAUGUUAUUAUCCCUAUUUUAUAGAUGAGGGAAGGAAGCUGCUCAGGGGAAGGAAUGAGGCCCUUAAGGUUUGGCAUUGCCUCAUUCACAUUUCUCAUAUAGGAAGACAUGGACCCAGAAUUGAUACUCUGAAGUGUCUUAUUCCAAAGCUCAUUUCAAAGACUUCAAGGCUGGGUAGCUUUCUUGGAAUACCUGUGAUUGUCCUUGAAGACAAACGGAAUUUGUCACCUGCAGGAAGGUCUUGAGUGGUUUGCUUUCAGCUUAUUCAUUAGGUUCCUUAUUAAUUUGGUCAUUCAUUAGAUUGAACAGGAUGAAAAUGAGUGAGUGUUCCCAUGUGCCUGCCUUAUUGGCCAGUGGCAUAUAAAAGCCAGGGAGCUCCAGGCAGAGGGACUGGUCUAUGCAAAGACCUGAGCACUGAGGCCCUCGGUGAUCCCAGAGGAUCCAAGUAUAAGGAGGAAGAAGGAAAAAGAGUGGAAGAAGGAAGAGGACAGGCUAAUGAGGAGGCCUUGGGCCCAUGUAGGAGGUGUGUUCUUCACCUUAAGGGCAACUGGGGAUCAAUAGAAGAAAAGCUUUUAACAGAGGAGAGAUGGAUCAGAUCUAUGCUUUUAUUAGAGGCACUGGAUUCCUUGAGAAGGAUGGGUAAGAAGGAGGAAGGAUGGAAGCAGCAGCUGCAGUGAAAAAGAGAAGGUCUUAGAAGUUCCCAGAAGGCCUGAGAGACUAGGGGAAAAUAUGUAGGAACCUAAAGCAGAUGUGCCCUGUGAAAGGAGAAUGGGCAGACAGACUGCUAGGCAGCUCCCACAUGUGUGGUAUGGAUGCAUAAAGAGGGGCUAGUGUAGAGAAGAGAAGUAGAGAGUAGAGAGUAGAUCCAUUCAUUCUGGGGACAUUGGGACUCUGGGCAUUGCCACUGUGGGUGCAUUGGGGAUUGGAGAGGAGCUCACCACUGUCUUUCCUAGUAUUAAAAGGUAAACUGAAACACUUUGUAAUUUUUAAGGAUUUGAGCAUAUAUGAAUUGGAAUCAGGAAACACCAAAUCUCAGUUAUUAGGAGCACUGACAGGAUCUAGUGUCAAGGUUUAUAUAGAGAAUAUAUGAAAGAAUAUCAAAGAAAUUAUUUGAAUGAUUGUAGUUUAAGUAGUUACUAGCCUUAUUUGGAAAAGCCUAUUUUGUUGCUUGUGAUUGGUGUGCCUGUGUAGGCUUUCAAGGUAUCAGAGCUACCUCAGUCCAAUGGCUUUUCAUGUUAAUACUUUAAUAAUUACUCCCUUUUGGUCAUCCUCUCAUACAGGAGAGACUGACCAACAAUUUAGUAUUAGUGCCACUUUUAGUUACCAUUAGGGUUAAGUUGUUCUUGUCUUUCAUGAAACUUGUAGGUAAUGAUGUCAGGAACAUCGGAAGAAUUGUUUGUUUUUGCUAUUCAUCUGUUCAUUUUUUUCUAUUUCUCCAAGUGCAGUGAGACCAUCUGAUGUAUUGAUGAUGGUUGUGGACACAUAUUUAAGACCUUUGAGAGAAUACAGCACUCCAUGGAGACUACCAUGCUGACUAUCAGGAGGAUAAUAGCAAGAGACUAAAGAAUAUUCCUUAGCCAGCAAGAGACUAAAGCCAGGGUUCCUUAGCCAGGGUACACAUGAACCAAACCAGUUGGCAUCAGAUAAAUCAAAGAAUAUAUCACAAGAGGCAUCAACCUGUUUAGCUAAGUGGCUUGUUUGUUAAUUUCUCAUAUUUCAAUGUCUACAAUACCAGGGGUGUUGGACCAGGUACAGCAGGAAGUAAUUGCUAUGGAAGAGACUCCUCCUUGUUAGCCAGUAAGGAAUCUAAACAAAUUCUAUUUUCUAAAACCACCUUAUCAGCUUGAAAUAAUCCUUGAAACAAAGAGGCAUACUUUGGGGUAGCAUAAUUUACUACCUAUUAUCUACCUCCUUUGAAAUUUCCCCAAGAAUUUUCAGUCUAGAAGUUGAGUUGGUAGCUUGUUUCAUGUCAUUGAAUCCAUCCCUUCAUCUUGAGAAUAGGUCAACUCAGUUAAACAGUGAUGUCUCAUUUCAAGAGGCAGUGUUGCAGGUAGGAUCCCAAAAUUAGACCUAUACCAUGUAAGCAAUCAGAUAUUUAAUAAGAGAUAUUUCAGUGAAAACAAGGAAACAGUUAAUGAUUGGGGCAGACUAUACAUCAGGUCCUGAGUCCAGAGAGCAGCCAAUUGAGAAGACUUCCAGACCCAGAUGUGGGUUCAAAGCGUCUCUUGUGUAAUUUAAUUGUCUCUGGUGAUGUUAUUGGGUGUUCAAGUGACUGUUCUGAGUGGUCCACACAGCAUCAGACACAAUGGUUUACUGUAAAUGAGCCAUUGUGUUGAUUUCUAUGAAGUUUAUAUCAAGUUAUCCAGUUCAGUUUGGAGGACUUUGGGAAAAGGGCAGUUUUUAUUCAAAUCAGAAGGGUGGAAGAAAGUUGGGAUCAUUAAUUUAGAAAGUUGUAGACAGAUAUUGGAGAAAAAUAGAAUAAUUUAGUAUCCACUCCAUUUUACAAAUGGAUAACAGUGCCUCAAAGACAAUGAACAGGUUUAGAAUCUGAUAUCCAUUAGGGUGUGUUGUAGGUUUUACUGAAAAUAUUUUUCAUCUCUACAAUUACCCCAAUUUCUACCAAAAACAAUCAUAAUAAGACUAAUUUGUUUACAAAACAUGUCUUAUUAAACUGGGUCUAGUUAUUUGCAUAUGUGCAGCAAGAAUAGUAUAUGUUCUAUUAUGUAUUGUACAUAGUAUAUGUACAUAUACUAUGGUAUAUGUAUAUGUACUAUUAUGUAUACUCUCAAAUAUAAUAUUCCAGUUAAAGCUUUGGUGAUAUCUAAAGGGAUUGUCUUUAUACAGUCCAUGUUGUUUUCUUAAAAUUGGAAAUGACUUAGAUUCAAUUUUUAAAAGCUUCCUUACUCUAAGAAGCCAAACUAAGCAGUUGGCCAAAUUUGUCCUGUAAUAAGAACAGAUUUUCACUGAAUUUACGCAAAUGUCUGUAUUGUUAUGUACAGUAAGAAUACUCAAGAAUUUCCGGAUAAUAGAAGGAUGAGAUAGAGAGAAAGAGAGAAAUACAGUUGACCUUUGAACAAUAGGGGUUUGAACUGCAUGGGUCCACUUACACAUGAAUUUUUUAUAAAUGCAAGACAUUCGUAGAAAGAGGCACUACACGUCUCUUCAUCUCCACCCAAAGUUAGCAAAGCUAGAUCCUGGAGUGACACCUACUCCUGGCUUUUCUACCCAGGAAUAUGGGAACCCUCUUUCCCAGCAGAGUCUAGGAGAAGACAGAGUACCUUUGACCAUCUCCCUAGGUCACUUGCUCUACCUGACCCCUCUUAUGUGGUUCUAGUACAGUUUCUGCUUGCAGGAAGUUCUGGCAAGCAGUGAGCCUCCAGUUUCCUGGUGCUGCCUCAGAGAACUGUCAGCACCGUGGACAGCGCCCCUACUCCUGUCUGCUCUAAGACCCAGGCUGCUUCUGCCUGGUGCCAUCCUGCCCUGGUGUUCUCCCAGAUUCCCUACCGAAGAGCUCCUAUUCUGUGGUCCUUGCCAACUCUGACCAGUACUGGACCCACCACUUUGGCAAGAAUCCCUUCACAGAACUGGUUUCUUUGUGCUUCUCAGUUCAAGACCUCAAUGAUAUGAGCUUCACAUAGGUACUGGAGUGAGGAGUGCCGGGAACAGACCAGAACUCUGCUGUUCCAGCCUUCUCUGCAUCUUUGCUCCAACUUCCCUUCACUUCUAGUCAUUUGGUCAGACAAUGCAAACAGCAUUUGGAAGGACAUUUAUAAAUUUGUGGAUGAUCUGGUGAAGAGGUUUCCAAAUUCAAAAAUGAGGAUGUCCUUAAUUACCUACUCCACACAGAGCUACACCAUCAUGAAUCUCACCUCUGACAGAAGUAAAAUACAUAAUAGUCUUGAAAAAAUUCAGAAUAUAGUGCCUACUGGAGCCGCAAACAUGCAUGAAGGAUUUAAAAAGGCAAAUGAGCAGAUUGAAAAAGCAAUCUAUGGAGGCAACAAUGCUCCCAGUCUGAUUAUUGGUCUGACCGCAGGACCACUGACACCAAGGACAUUUGAGGAGACUAAGUCUGAAGCUGAGAAGGCUCGUGAAAGGGGCGCCAAAGUUUAUUCUGUGGGUGUAAAAGACUAUAAGAAUGACCAGCUAAAAGACAUUGUAGAAAGAAAUGACCAAUUUUAUGGGGUAAACAGUGGAUUCGAGUCCCUGGAAGACAUCGUUAACAUGCUGGUGGUAAAUUCCUGUCAUGAAAUUAUGGCUGGGGAGAGUUACUUUGUUUGUGUAGGAGAAGAAUAUGAUAUGAGAUUUUAUGAUACUGACUUACAUCAACACACGAUGGAUGAAAUUGUUUGCAGAUAUAAGUUGGAUGUCGACAAUAUCCUCCAUAAAAAACCUCUACUUAAGGAUGAUGAAUCUUUAGCUUGCCCAGGACAUGUAUUUAAGGAGCCUGGACAGGUGGUCAUCGUUCAAUACAGCCUGAACAAUGGCGUCACCUUCAUUGAGGAGAGCAUGAAAGUAACCAGCCUGAAUUGUGGCAAUACAUCGGAGCCCACAGAUGCCCCAAAGGAGGAGACUUCAGUCCCCACAGUUGGCACACAGAAGACAACAGUGCCCACAGUUGUCACACAGGAGGCACCAGCACCCAUGGCUGUCACAGAAAAGCCUACCCUUGACUACCUAUUCCCAUUGUUCGUCCCAACCCUGAUCAUUAUCGUGGUGGUGAUCUGCUGUCUCUGUUGCUGCAGGAAGCCCUGCAAGGAGCUACCAGUGCAGAAGAUAGUAAUGAAGCCAGAGACAUGUAUACAGACACGUAUCCCGGUGAUUGUCCCUUCUUGUAUGUACCACGAAGACACUAUAAGACGGAUAGAGGGCAAACUGGACACCUUGUGUGACUUUGUGCAAAGCUGCAACCAGAUCCCAUUGAUGUGGUGUCAGCCCAGGAAUGCGGGGAAGUAUAUCAUCUUCAACUUCAUGAAUCCCCUCUGCAGGCAGUUGCCCUAUAGCCCAAACAUUUGCCUUCCACCCAGCCAGGAGUGCUUUCCUCUCAACAGCUGCUGUUCACAAUGCCAACACCCCUCCUUCAUAUGCUCCCAGCCACCCUCCAGGAUGCUGUCACUGCUCCCUCCUCCUGCCCAUGCACUCUCCAGAACUACUUUGUCACUCCCAGCCCCAUAACCCAGCCUCUAAAGUCCCCAAGACCCAAGACUGUUAAGAGCUCUUUGUGUACCGAAUUGGAUAUAUAUAUAUUGAGUCUUGGUUUACGAUCAAAGGAGUUGGAAUUGUGGCUGAUCAACAAGAAUUUGUUGCCUGGUAA
Felis catus (domestic cat) is the source of this 7307-nucleotide messenger RNA. Its product is annotated as anthrax toxin receptor-like. Gene Ontology annotation, cellular component: membrane. NCBI's taxonomy places the organism in Eukaryota, Metazoa, Chordata, Mammalia, Carnivora, Felidae. The record is from RefSeq and is a predicted model, not a curated record. The transcript has 17 exons. Bases 5810 to 7168 code for a protein of 452 amino acids. Gene Ontology annotation, molecular function: signaling receptor activity.